AUGAUUAACAAACAAAAAUCGAAGUCCUACAUUGCCCAGCCACGGGACCAUCAAGGACGGGUACAACAUUUGCCCGAUGCUAUCGCUAAGGUUGCACACUCAUACUGCGAAAAUCUGUACUCGACGAAGACAGCUAGGAAUCACGCUCAACCCAACCGAAAGACUGCUGCCAUCCACGCUUACCUGGAAACUAAUAUUCACAUGAAAAUAACGGAAGACACCAAAAGGACCCUAGAAACUCCCCUGACUCUAGAGGAAUUGACGACUGCGGUGAAGACCACCAAACCUGGCAAAAGUCCUGGCCCUGACGAUUUGACCAUUCCCUACAACAAACAAUUUGCUGACAUCCUAUACCCACAAGUCCUGACAGCAUUAAAUUCCCUCACGGAUGAACAGAAGCUUACCACGCAAACCUUGGCAGCUAAUGUCACCCUAACAUCUAAAGACGGCAAUAUCUGUAGCUACUAG
Molecule: messenger RNA, 468 nt
Organism: Pelobates cultripes (western spadefoot toad)
Lineage: Eukaryota; Metazoa; Chordata; Amphibia; Anura; Pelobatidae
Source: the annotation of a GenBank genome assembly